ACUGUUUGUCCUGACUUCCAGAAAGUGCCAAAAGACAAGAGAAGAUAACAAGACACUUGACCUACAAGAAGCAGAAAAUUCUCCUAUAAAACUGAAGGUGAUAGAGCUGUCCGAGCUCAAGCGAGCACCAAUGGCGGAUCAGAUACAGCAUCUCCACCUACCCGUCCGUGGCCUCAACCUCCACGUCGCUCAAGCAGGCAAAGAUGAGCUUGGGACGGUGGUGUUCUUGCACGGGUUCCCGGAGAUAUGGUACUCGUGGCGCCACCAGAUGCUGGCCGCGGCGGCCGCCGGGUACCGCGCCAUCGCGCCGGACUGCCGCGGGUACGGGCUGUCGGGGCAGCCGCCGGAGGAGGAGGAGGCGACGUGGGACGACCUCGUCGCCGACGUGCUCGCCAUCCUCGACGCGCUGGCCGUGCCCAGGGCGUUCCUGGUGGGCAAGGACUUCGGCGCCAUGCCGGCGUACGACUUCGCGCUCCGCCACCCGGAGCGCACCCGCGGCGUGGCGUGCCUCGGCAUCCCCUUCAGCCCCGUCCCGGCCGCCUUCGACGCCAUGCCCGAGGGCUUCUACGUCCUCCGGUGGCGCGAACCGGGGAGGGCGGAGGCGGACUUCGGGCGGCACGACGUCCGGCGAGUGGUGCGCACCAUCUACAUCCUCUUCUCCGGCGCCGACAUCCCCAUAGCCAAAGAAGGGCAGGAGAUCAUGGACCUCGCCGACCUCUCCACGCCGCUGCCGCCUUGGUUCUCCGAUGAAGACCUCGACGCCUACGCAUCUCUCUACAAGAACUCCGGCUUCCGCUUCCCCCUCCAGAUGCCAUACAGGGCGAUACACAGGAGGCCGAACCUGAUGGACGCGAGGUUCGAGGUGCCGGUGCUGAUGGUGGUGGGGGAGAAGGACUACGCGUUCAAGUUCCCGGGGUUCGAGGAGGCCGUGAGGGGCGGCGCCAUGGAGAGGUUCGCGCCGGAGCUGGAGGUGGCGUACCUGCCGGAGGGGAGCCACUUCGCGCAGGAGCAGCUCCCGGAGCAGGUCAACCGCCUCCUGCUCGGGUUCUUCCAGGCGCACCUGGACCCGGUCGCUGCCACGUAGCAGGACGGCGACAAGCUAGUGGGUCCCACAGUGUCAUUCUCACACAAGAAAAAGGUUUAUUAUUUAACAAUGUCCUAAAAAUGCCCUACAAAGGGUGGAACGUUGGACCAUGUUUGGAAGCUUAAGGUCGUGAGAAGAAACUGAGAAUGGGGAAAAAUGGUUAUCACCCAUGUAUUUUAAUAAAUAAUCAUGAUAAUUUUUUAGCGUACAA
Molecule: messenger RNA, 1295 nt
Organism: Oryza brachyantha (malo sina)
Lineage: Eukaryota; Viridiplantae; Streptophyta; Magnoliopsida; Poales; Poaceae
Product: bifunctional epoxide hydrolase 2-like
Exons: 4
Coding region: 131-1084 (317 amino acids)
Molecular function (GO): hydrolase activity
Source: RefSeq, a predicted model, not a curated record